CAGUCCAACAUGAUUCUUAGUCAAAAAGAUGGCAUAACCGUUCGAGUUAUGAAGGAGGACGACUAUCCAAGAGUGAAAACCUUCAUGACGGACUACUUUCACUACGACGAGCCCAUGGGAAUGGGCCUCGAGGAGCCCAUUCACCUGCAGCACGAGGAGGAAGUGGAUAGGCAAUACCUGGCGGUGAUCAGACAGGGACUGUCCAUAGUGGCGCUGGACGAUAACAACGGGGGACUACUGGUUGGCAUUGCCGUGGCGGAGACGAUGGAUCCCAUCGAAAUGGCCAAGCAGCACAAGGAAGCCCAGGAAAUGGAACCAAAUGCCUUGGGUCGCAGCAGGAAAUUAAUAGCCAAAGUGGAGCGCGAAGCCAAUAUAUUCGAACGAUACGGAGUCUCCUCCUACCUGAGUCUACUGGUCCUCUCCGUCCACUCCUCUAUGAGGCAAAGGGGUGUCUUGCUCAUAAUUUCCAGUUGUCUUUUUAAAUUGGGUCGCCUCCGAGGACUCCCUCUGUUCAUCGGCAGCGGCACCAAUUACUACUCCACCCGGUCGGCGAUGAAAGCGGGAUGUGAGUGCAUCCAUGCACUGGCCUAUGCUGACUACACGGACGAACAGGGUCGACCUAUAUAUAAUCCACCAGCGCCACAUACCCACAUUCGGGUCUUGGCCUCAAAACUUUGAUUAAUUAGUACUAAUUCGCAAAUCUAUUAAGUAAUAAACAGGGGUUUUUCCUUAUAACUCAACAACCUUUGGACUUGACAUUUGAUAGAGACCCCACAGUUGAAAAAGCGUGUUCAGAUGGAUCUAUAAAGUAAUAAAAUGUCAGCACAGAUUGUGUUGAUUAUGAAUUUAUCAAGUACAAAAAAAACACUUUCUAUUGGUAUGUA
Messenger RNA from Drosophila simulans, 884 nucleotides. RefSeq names its product arylalkylamine N-acetyltransferase-like 2 (gene AANATL5). Lineage: Eukaryota; Metazoa; Arthropoda; Insecta; Diptera; Drosophilidae. The transcript has a single exon. The record is from RefSeq and is a predicted model, not a curated record. Gene Ontology annotation, molecular function: N-acetyltransferase activity. Bases 10 to 678 code for a protein of 222 amino acids.